GGUUUUGGAAUCUCGCGCUGGUUUUUAUUUUGCAAGAAACGAAAUCGAAAGUAAAAAGUUAUCAGGUGUAGGAUAAAGGCUAUAGCCUACUACGAUCUCGGAGACGAAUGGAGAGAGAAGUGUCUUUCUGUGGCUGGAAAGCUGUUGAAGACCGCAGUAAGUUGUCCGAGAACCAGGAACCGGAGUCUGGCCGUGCAUACACAAUGUUUCACGGAGCACAUUUAAACAACGCCAUGGCUAUCAUUAAUAAAGGAUUUGUACCCUCUAAAGAUGGAAUGCUGGGCGCCGGGGUUUAUGUCAGUCGUAACAUUAAAAAAGCCAUGUGUUACCCUCUCAAUACUGACGUCAACGACAAAGUCGUUUUCAAACUGCGGGUGCGUGUUGGAAAAGUGAAGAAAAUAGACCGUGAUAAUCAUCCUCUCAUGAAAUCGUGGCACAGCGACGGGUACGACUGCGCGUGGGUUCCGCCAAACAGCAAAAUCUCCACCAUCAAGUCCGGUCGCGAGGAGGACUGCGUGUGGGACCCCAGUCGCAUCGAGGUGGUUGACGUGGCGUGCUGUGUGGAUAACGAAAAACGCAGGGAGCUUCGACGGCUGGUUCGCAGUAAAAUGAAAAACAAGGGCUCAGGCUGCUAUCUUUGUCAUCGCGACACUUCUUAUGGAGACCAUGAUAUUCAGCCGUGCUGGGGGUGCAAGAAAGAAAUCUGCUGUUUUCAGGGAAAACACUCGUGCAAAAGCAGAAAGUCCAGAAAAAGAGACUGAAUCUGAAGGCUAACUUCAGAUUAUGAAUGGAUUCCCAGACCUCCUUGAUUUUUUUGACAUCUAGCUAUUUUAGGUUGUAGUAUCCAUAUGAGUUUGUUAUUAUUAUUUUUUGUUGUUGUUGUCUUUUAACCCUCUGUAAACCAUAUUUAGGCCUAUAUAAAUAAAAGUUUCAUUUAAGUUUCAUCUGCUGUUUUCAGGGAAAACACUCGUGCAAAAGCAGAAAGUCCAGAAAAAGAGACUGAAUCUGAAGGCUAACUUUCAUAAAAGUUUCAUCUGCUGUUUUCAGGGAAAACACUCGUGCAAAAGCAGAAAGUCCAGAAAAAGAGACUGAAUCUGAAGGCUAACUUCAGA
Pimephales promelas (fathead minnow) is the source of this 1112-nucleotide messenger RNA. It is a transcript of the gene gig2o, whose product is annotated as grass carp reovirus (GCRV)-induced gene 2o. NCBI's taxonomy places the organism in Eukaryota, Metazoa, Chordata, Actinopteri, Cypriniformes, Leuciscidae. Gene Ontology annotation, cellular component: cytoplasm. Gene Ontology annotation, molecular function: NAD+ poly-ADP-ribosyltransferase activity. The record is from RefSeq and is a predicted model, not a curated record.